UCGAUACUUUGAAGUUCUUGCAGUCGUCAGAGGGAGUUGAUGAAUGGAUGGUUCGGUCUUGGUCAAGGUCCGGUCUUGAGACUGCUGCUGUGAGAGGGAGCACGACGUCCAGCUGGGGAAGCGCUUAAUUGGCAUUCCGGCGUCAAAUCGAACAGAGGGUGAGGUCGAACAAGCCAGAGUCCAAGGAAUACGACGCCAAGAUGGUGCAGGUUUUCAGUGUUCCUGCAUUCUUCAUCCUCUUUCGAGAAACGCUUGAAGCGUCCAUCAUCUUGUCAGUAAUGCUCUCAUUGCUGACCAAGAUUGUGGAGGACAGGACCUUGAGGUGGAAAAUGCAGAAGCAGGUCUGGGCUGGAGUUGCUGCGGGAGUUGCUCUGUCUUUGGUGGCUGCGGCUGUCUUUCUGUCACUUUAUUAUACGGUGGCGAAGGAUGCCUGGGAUAAUUCUGAGCCCUUGUGGGAGGGAAUUCUGGGCACGAUAGCCGUGGUACUCAUCACUCUUAUGGCAUUUUCCAUGAUUAGAAUUGACACAUGGAGAGCCAAGUGGGAGAAGAAGCUUACCAAGGUUACGGUAGAUACUGUGGAAAAGCAGGCCAGAGGUGAGUUGCAGAGCAAAAGAAGCAAGUAUGCACUCUUCCUGAUUCCCUUCACAGUUGUCAUUCGUGAAGGUGUGGAGGCAGUCAUCUUCUUGGGAGGCAUUGGCCUUGAAGGUUCGGCCACGGCUUAUCCUCUUGCUGCUGUUGCUGGUGCGUGUUGUGGGGUCCUUGUGGGCUAUUUCCUCUACAAGGGAGGGAAUCACGUGGCAUUUAAGUGGUUCUUGGGUGCUUCGACACUGCUUCUUCUGGUGAUUGCGGCUGGACUUUUCUCUGGUUCGGUGCACGAGUUUGAAGAAUACACCAAAAAGGAGGAUUUUGUGUGGAAGCUGCAUUGCUGUCACCAAGGCGACGAUGGCAUCUGGAAGUUGCUCAAUGCUGUUGUCGGCUGGAGGGACGAGGCCACCGUCGGAACUCUGAGUUCGUACUUCGCGUACUGGGCCUUCGUCAUUGUGGUUUUCCUCCUGCUCCGUGUGAAGUGGAGACGAGAUGCCAAGAGGGAUGCUAUCCGUGAUCGUGCAGCUCUCAGCAAGGAUAGUGCUAUAUCUGAAGCUUAACUUAGCUUCGUAAUUUGUUCAAGUCCCAGGCUGAACAAGCUUACUUCAUUGUCUUGUGGUAGGGUGUUGCCAUCUUGAACCUAAGACAGUACUGAGUAGGAUAUCUCCCUUCUUCAAACAAAUUGUCAAUUGUACAGAAGCCUUUUCAGCAAGCUGAUAGCGCUCACAGAACCUUACACAUGUAAUACUUACAGGGGCGUGUCAAUCUGAUGUAGAGAAAUAUGUAGACAGUUGAUGACGACUAACACAAUCUUCGCUGUGCUAGCUCUGUUUACCGCAUGGAUAUUUCGUUCGGCUCGCUCAGCAUAUUUCGUUCUUUUAAAGAUUGAAGCUUGGAGUCUCUUUCCGAGAGCGUCCGUAAAGGUCAUAGACUCACCGUAUUUUCCUGAACAUCAUUCAAGAAGCCUUUGCUUCAGCAAAGGCGAUAGUUGCGACUAGCGUGCCCAUGCACUCUUGUGUGAGGACACGAAAUCUGAUACUAUACAGAGUACUCUAUCACUUAUGAGCGAUUAUGUACUCUUCCUUUCCGUUACAACAAAGUUCGUUUUCUCGAGUAUGCCUUGAGGCCGUACCUGCACAACCUAUCUCCAUGAGAUUUGCUCUUGGAGCGUUACACGCAGAGAUAGGAUACACAUCGAUAAAACAAGAAAAAGUAGAGAGACGGAUUUUUCUUCCGAAUGUUCAAACUCAGUGUAGAAGAAGAAAUGGAAAGGUACAACAAGUGAUAAUAUCCAAGCUGA
Marchantia polymorpha subsp. ruderalis is the source of this 1885-nucleotide messenger RNA. The record is from the annotation of a GenBank genome assembly. NCBI's taxonomy places the organism in Eukaryota, Viridiplantae, Streptophyta, Marchantiopsida, Marchantiales, Marchantiaceae.